CAUGUUUCAGUUUUCGUCCAACAUCCGCCUGGGGGACAGGCCCGACUUAACGCUGGGGGGAUGGGCUCCGGAGGGCACGCAUCGACCUCCACUCGCCCAGUGAUCGCCGACAGAGGCCGACGGCCCACCCGCCCCCUCGAGCUGGGCCGGCCCCCCUGCCGUCGCCCGCCCGGGCCUCUGUCCCGACGGGUGCGGCGGGGGCGCUCGUGGAGGGACGUGUCCAGGAAGCUGCGGACCCUGAAUUUCUGAUGUUCCAACCUACUGUAGCCUUGAUCGCCAGAAAGGAGCUCGAGCACCAGAAGUAGAGUACCGAAGCCUCGAGGGUUUUCGCGUUGCCGGCCCUGGGAGACACUCGUCCGGCACUGUUUCGACACUCUUUCGACACUUUUCCGGGUGCUCGGAAUUAUUUCUGGGAUGUGGUCUUUGAGUACGAUUGGAGCAGCAUAACCCUGGAUGGCUCCUUUUGUCUGACGAGGGCGGCUGUGAUGUCCCUGGGCAGCGGGACCCAAGGGGGAAGAGGAGGUCCACAUACUCGUCCCGAGGUGCUGGCGCUGGCGCUCGCUUCGAGCAUCUGCGGCGGCGCGCAUGGCGGUGGCCCCGAUGACGUGGGCGACUCCGACGAAGGCGUCCAGGAUGACGUGCUUAGCACCGAGCAGAUGCACGGUAUCCAUCAAAAGAUCGACGCAAACGGCGACGGAAAGGCGUCCAUGGAUGAGGUCCUAGCCUUCUCGGACAGCGUGCGGAGGCAGAUAGCGGCGGGGGACAUACCGACCGUUCUGGAAGAGAUCGACGUCAACAGGGACGGGAGGGUGAGCCUCGACGAGUUCCUGGAGGAUAUCGGUACGAGCGACGACGACGAUGACCCUCGAGAGGCGGAGAGGAAAGCGGCGCAAAAGGAAGCGGAAAGCGCGAAGUUUCUUGUCGCCGACACGGACAAGGACGGGCUGCUGGGCACCGAGGAGCUGCAGUCCCUGUUCUUCCCGGAGACGCACGGCGGCGUCCUGAGCGUUGUUGCCAGGCACGCGCUGCAGGAGAGGGACCGGGACGGCGACGGCCUGCUGAGCCUGCAGGAGUUCUGGGACGGCGACAGCCUGGAGGAGGAUGAGCUGCUCGUCUCGCGGGCAGGCAAAACCAUGCCCAGAAGACCCCCAGCGCCGCGAGCUUCAUCCAUUAUCAACCUUUCUUCUUGACUGCGACCUUCGAGAAAGAAAACGCUGCACACGCAUACUUCCAGAGGUCUGCGCGGAUUUCUUGGGUCAGCGAUGCACCCCUCUGGCGGCGCCUCAGGCGCCGCCCCUGGCGCGCUUCGCGCGCCAGGGAGGGGUCCAGCGCCGAAAGCCAUGCGGACCUCCGAAUUGUUUGUGCUUGUGUAGUGGUUGCUUCUGUCUUCCAAGACCUCCAUAACCUUUAGAGCUUGUUGAAUGGUAGACCCGUCUGCGGUAUGUUCUUGUUCUAGAGCAGGCCCCACAUGGUGCUCCAAUGGCCAGGGCAGAAUCUCUCCCUCAUUGUGGUUUCGUUUGCCCCGGCCGUCAUCCAGACCGAGCAGGAGGCCUUCCGAAAGCUGGACGCCGACUCUAGCGGCAAGCUGGACGUGAAAGAGCUGGAGGCGUGGGAGUCCGGCAGGUUCCACGUGGAGGAGGCCGUGAAGUCGCUAUCCGCGCGUGGUCCGUGGGCCGCCCCGAUGGGCAGGAGUGGCGCUGGAGCCUGCCGUCGGCAUCGUUUAUCCCAUCCCCAUCCCCAUUCCCAUCCCCUUACGAGACCCCCACCCUUGGCAUCGCUCGGACGUGUGC
Messenger RNA from Prorocentrum cordatum, 1790 nucleotides. The record is from the annotation of a GenBank genome assembly. Lineage: Eukaryota; Dinophyceae; Prorocentrales; Prorocentraceae.